GACCGGAGAGCCGCAUGGUGAAGCGGACGCCUAAAUAUGGGAGAUACGGGGAGGGAGCUGACGACGACUGGCGGGGGGGAUGUGUGCAUAAAUGGUUGUGCAGGUCGGGCAUAAUUAUUGUUCUCUUUUCCGCCUGUAUUCUUCUGCUGGGCAAAGGUAUCUUAAGAUAUACACAAGUAAUGAUCCGAUUCUACAAUAUCAAUCCAUCCCUCUAAUUCCUAUACAACGCACCCCUAAUACCAAAACACACUGCGUAAGAAAGACGCCACCCCUCAUCCCUCAUCCCCAUCCCCAUCCCCAACCUCACGGGCCGCCCCCUUAGCUACCCUACCCUACCUACCUA
Amorphotheca resinae ATCC 22711 is the source of this 343-nucleotide messenger RNA. RefSeq lists its product as hypothetical. The transcript has a single exon. NCBI's taxonomy places the organism in Eukaryota, Fungi, Ascomycota, Leotiomycetes, Helotiales, Amorphothecaceae. The record is from RefSeq and is a predicted model, not a curated record. Bases 92 to 322 code for a protein of 76 amino acids.